Molecule: messenger RNA, 525 nt
Organism: Dicentrarchus labrax (European seabass)
Lineage: Eukaryota; Metazoa; Chordata; Actinopteri; Moronidae
Gene: urp1
Product: urotensin-related peptide 1
Exons: 5
Coding region: 48-458 (136 amino acids)
Biological process (GO): regulation of blood pressure; blood vessel diameter maintenance
Cellular component (GO): extracellular region
Molecular function (GO): hormone activity
Source: RefSeq, a predicted model, not a curated record
CCGGGCAGAGGUAUAGUCCGAUCCGGCCAUCUAAAGACAAAGGCACCAUGCUUUCUGUAGCUCUGUUUUACCUCUUAGCCGUGGUUUGUUCUGCAAGACGGACACAUGCUCUACCGCUGUACCCUGAUACCAACCUGGAGCCACAGGCAGAUUUCAUUCAGAAAUUAGUGUCAGAGGUUGAGGAUGGACCCAACACCGCCGAGGGGGAGCAGAGAGAGGUUAAUAACCUGUAUCCUCUACUGAUGCAGCACAAUGGAGCAAGAGACUCCUGGAAUAAAGGGGCUAAAGAUUCAGCACAACAAGACAAGUUUGCGAACAUGGUUGAGGACCUCGGAGAAGCUGUUCUGAAGCUGGCAGCGGCUGACAAGCUGCGCUCUCAGGGUUUUCUCAGAUCAGAGCAGAACUUGCCAAAAACAAACAAAAGAGCAUGUUUCUGGAAAUACUGUGUCACCAACUAGAGCCGAGCAGCAGCAGGACGUUUGGCCCUGGUUGGAAACGCCUUCACUCUCCAUCCACAUUUUUGUU